UCCACCAGGAGCAAAUCAAUAUCGAUUCUGGUAUCGGGGGUAUUUCACUUCGGUGUCGUUGACAUCGAUUCCCAUUAGGUCGCCACGCUAAGUUAAAUCGAACUCCGCCGAAUCGAUCCACUGCAGCCACCACGUUAGGGGUAAUCGGGAAGCCUUUUUUUGAAAUCGAUUCCAAAAAUCAUGCGACGUUUUUAGAGUCGCGUGACAGGGGAAUGUGAUGAGAGUUGACUGCUGUUGGGACUCACUCGGGCGACUGCUUUUUAAUUUAUUGGGAGUUUUUUUUUUACUUCUUCAAUGUAACUUAAACGCCGCUUUUAGUUAGUCACUGAAGUACCACCUUUUUAAGACUGCACAUUCAGUUGUAAGUACUCGAGUAUACGUACCAUUUAAUAAUCGCAUGCAGAAAAUGACGACGGAAGCUGAAGACGGUCGCGCCGACGGCAGCUUCCUCUCUCUGGACUACGGCGCGUGGGACGUGCGCGUGGCCGUGAUCGUAGGCGGCUUUGCGCUCUACUCCUGCGUGUUUCUGAUCACGCACCUCGUCUCCCAGGCACUGAGCGUUACCUACAAGGGCCUGCACUCGCAAGAACGCGCGUUUUGGUCCCUGGCAGCCACGCGGGCCGUUUUCGGGGUGCAGGCAACUUUCGCAGGGCUGUGGACACUGCUCGCCGAUCGCUGGCUCUUCGAGGGUCUAGUUUGGCGGCAGUGCUGGUGGAGCUGGGCGCUCAUCCUCACCACCGUGGGCUUCUUCCUUUUCGAAAACCUCGCCCUGCACGUGUCAAGCGCCGUGUUCGGCGGCCUCGACCUGGGAUUGGCAGUCCACCACGCUCUCAGCGCUGGUGGCUUCCUCACCAUGGUGCUCUGGGACUCCACAGGCCACUACUUGGCCAUUGUGAUCCUCCUCCUGGAAAUGAGCACCCCGUUCACCUGCAUCUCCUGGAUGCUGCUCAAGGCUGGCUAUGCCAAAACUCUGCUCUGGAGAGUCAACCAGAUGGUGAUGAUCCACAUGUUCCACGGCCGGAUGUUCCUCACCUACUACUUGUGGUGGGAAAGCUGGAGAAAUCGGCAGGACCUUGUGAAUCAUGUGUCUCUCCCGACAUUGGUCAUUUUCUACACGGGCCUGCUUGUGCUCACAGUCUAUCUCAACCCAUACUGGACCUACAAGAAGACUUUGCAGCUGGCAAACCCUGUUGAUUGGAACUUUGCCAAUAAAGACGUGAACAGAAAUGGCCACAAAGUUGCAGAUGUGAUUAACAAGAAGAAUUCGUAGGAUUGCAGCUGUGUUCAUGCUCCUGUUUUGUUUUUAAGCAAGACACAUGGGUUUUGAUUUAAAGCUUUCGUGACUGCAGUAAUUCAUAUUCUUAGCUCUUUCGGUAAAGUCACCUGAUGACGACCGUUUGUGUUAUGGUCGAAUCGUCGUGAGAAUUUUUAUUGUUUUAUAUAUAUUUUAUUAUUUUAUUGUUUCCCUUCAACGUGACUUUACCGAAAGAGCUAAGAAUAAGACACAUGGGUAUUAAACUUUGAUCCUACAGAUAACACUGGUGACUCAAAUGUAUUUUUAGUGAUCAGAUUGAAAGCCUCAGAUGUGUAUGAUGACAUGCAACAUUUUCGCGGUGUUUGACUACUGCAGUCAGUUCGAAAUGGCGAAACAUCGUACUCGAAUUGUAAAUGUUGUGGGUUUACUCUCCAACACACCGGUGUGCUGAACUAGUAACUAAUUGGCACGUUUUGUUUACGUGACAAACCUUACUAAUUGGCUGUGUGGUUUAAUGACAUUUACAUUUAUGCAAUCUAACCCCAAAAAGACUUCUUCUGGAUAAUAUUCGUCACGAGAGCCUACGUGUUCAACUGAGUUUUGACAAGUGCUUCCAAAUAGCUUAGACUCGAGCACUGAUUGAUGCUUUUUUUAUAAUGGCCAAUAAUAGACCCAAUUAAUUCAGACUGGGAGAGUGGCAUCUGUUGGAACAGAUCCCUAAGAUACAUGCUUCUAACCUUUACUUGUGCUUAGGUCUCAGUUUAAAGAAUCCUUUGUCUAGGUGCCCGGUACUUGCAACAAGAAUUUGUGCACUUUAUGCAAAUUGUAGCUUUCAUAUUUUUCCUUACUGGUGCCGUCUGUGAUGUAUUAAUGCUACCUGUUUGAAAUGUUGCAUGCUGAUUCGAGCUCAGUUUUUGCAUGCAAUUUUACAUAUCCCAUAGGGUUGUGUUAAGCUGAUAUUUCUUUUUUUAUUGUUCUUGAAAAUUAUGGUCUGUUACAAGGCCAUUCAAAAUCCUUGAUUAUAUCCUCCUUUACAUCCUUCCAGCUCCAUCACUUCCAGGGAGUGUCGAAUCUUCAGGACAUGGAGUGGUGGGAUGCAAGCGUAGGGUUUAGAAAAUACUCAGUUACUGCAUUAACAUCAAAUCACUUUGAUAUUCGGAGACUUUAUUAAUGUAUGAUGUGUACUAAAAUACUUUAUUAGUAGAUUGUAAUAUGCAUAUUUCAAUCUAUCAAUCAUGACGAUCUAAAAACUAAUUUACAUACAGUGUGCUGCUUGUAAACAGUUGUUUAAGAAUGUUAUAUGGUAGCUGGUUUUAGGUGGUAGUUUUUGUUUAAUUGUUUUGUUUGGUAUUAUAUAUGAUCGACUGUUAUUUGCUGCAAUAACGGUAUAACUAUAAUUUGUCUUGCUGCUAAACAUCACGUGCUAC
Molecule: messenger RNA, 2682 nt
Organism: Petromyzon marinus (sea lamprey)
Lineage: Eukaryota; Metazoa; Chordata; Hyperoartia; Petromyzontiformes; Petromyzontidae
Gene: CLN8
Product: CLN8 transmembrane ER and ERGIC protein
Biological process (GO): lipid homeostasis; nervous system development; phospholipid metabolic process
Cellular component (GO): membrane; endoplasmic reticulum
Molecular function (GO): ceramide binding
Source: RefSeq, a predicted model, not a curated record